Molecule: messenger RNA, 4806 nt
Organism: Pediculus humanus corporis (human body louse)
Lineage: Eukaryota; Metazoa; Arthropoda; Insecta; Psocodea; Pediculidae
Product: myosin-18A, putative
Exons: 29
Coding region: 1-4806 (1601 amino acids)
Cellular component (GO): myosin complex
Molecular function (GO): protein binding; cytoskeletal motor activity; ATP binding
Source: RefSeq, a predicted model, not a curated record
AUGAAAAUUGCAUUAUUAUUUUUAACGGCCAAAACGGAAGAGGAUUUAGCCAAUGAGAGAGCUUGGUUGGAUACGGAAAAAUUAUGGUUGGUACACAGGGGUGGUUUUACUCCCGUGAAAAUUUUAUCAAAUUCAUCCAAUCAAUCGACGGAUACUGGAAAAGUCAAAAUAAAAAUCGAUAAUACAAACGAAAUACUCGAAGUCGAUGAAGAUGAUUUGGAAAAAGCGAAUCCGAGUCAACUGGAUAAAAUAGAAGAUGUGUGUCAUUUGCGUUACAUAAACGAAAGCAGCGUACUGUACAUUCUUAGGCAGAGAUUUGGAAAUAAUUUGAUACACACGUACGCCGCUGGAAAUUUACUCGUCAUCAAUCCACAGUGCACUCUAUCCAUUUACAAUGAAAAGGUGGCUGCACUUUUUCGAGGAUGCAAAUCCGAAGACAUGCCUCCUCACAUUUAUGCGAUGGCACAAAGUUCGUAUCGUUCAAUGCUUUCAUCGAGAAAAGAUCAAAGCAUUGUAUUGUUGGGAAGGAGCGGAUCUGGGAAAACUCACAAUUUUCGUCAUAUUUUAAAUUAUCUUUUACAUUCUGCCGGCUCAGUAAACAAAGUAUUGAAUGUGGAAAAAUUAAACGCUUUGCAUACGAUAUUGGAAGCUUUUGGAAAUGCCAGAACUUGUUUAAGCAUCAAUGCUACGAGAUGUACAAAUUUAAUAACUCUCGAUUUCGAUCAAACGGGACAAAUCGCAUCCGUUUGCGUACAGAUGCUCAUGUUGGAAAAGCAAAGGGUUGCUAAAAGACCCAACGGAGAAGGGAUUUUCAACGUUUUCUAUUGGCUGUUGGCCGGCGCGGAAAGUUCGCUGGCGAAAAAAUUACUUUUGGAUACGAACGCAUCGCAAAAUUCAAAUUUGUUCAUGACUUCCAUAUACAAGAACGAAGAUCGUCAAAGAGCCGUCAUGGAAUUGAACAAACUCACAUUGGCAAUGAAUACUCUUGGAAUCAACGAAAAAGAAUGUUUUGUUAUUUGGUCCGUUUUAGCGGCCAUUUAUCAUUUGGGCAAUGCCGGAGCAGUCAGAGUGGGAACAAACAAAUGGCAAUUCGCGGAUCCCACGCAUUCUUCUCGUGCUUGCCGCCUUUUGGGUACCACGUCCGAAGAACUUUGUCAAGUCUUAUGGAACAAUCCUUUGUCACCCGCCAGAGCACCUUCUUCACCAUCCGAUAAAGAUAAAUUAAUUGCCGGAGUGGAUGCAUUGGAAGGCUUCGUCAUCGGUCUAUAUUCCGAAAUCGUUAGCGUCGUGAACACUUUGAUCAAUCGGUCUCUGACAACGAAUAUUCAUAGCACGAUGUCAUUGAUCGUCGUCGAUUCUCCCGGAUUUCAAAAUCCGGGAAGUUGCGGUCAACAAUCCGGUGCGACUUUCAGCGAUCUGUGUCACAAUUACGUUCAAGAACGUCUUCAUCUUUUGUAUCACAAUUUCAAUAUAAUUGCUCCCCGCGAUAGAUACGUUCAGGAACACAUAGACGUAAACACGGAUGAAAUUUAUUCAGAGGUUAAUUCUCCCAGCCAAUUGAUUUCAAUGUUGGAUAAAUCGUCACCCACUGGUGUCCUUAAAACUUCCCAAACGGAUCUUCGGGAGGUCGACCGACGCGGUUUGUUAUGGUUACUGGAAGAAGAAAGCUUAUAUCCAAAUAGCACAGACGAAACUUUUCUCGAAAGACUGUUUAUGCAUCACGGUGAAAAAGAUCACCAAUUACUCCUUCGCAAAUCUGGACCGGGACAUUUUGUUAUUCAUCAUCUUCAGGGAACAAAUCCUGUGACGUAUAACGUAAACGGUUUCGUAAAAGCAGCAAAAGAGAAUCCUCUAACGCGAUCUGCAAAUGGUUUUCUUCAAGAAUCAACCAAGGAAGACAUCAGUGAAGUUUUUGUAAAAGGAAAAAAUGGACUCCUAAGCAGUGGUGUUGAGGGUUCUCAAUCGUUGAGAAGAAUGUCGAGCAUCAGGCGAACUUGUUCGGUGGCCGUUAAAAGAAAAUCCAUCAGUCUUCAAGUCAAAUUCACAGCCGAUGGUCUUAUAGAAACUUUACGAAGAACUCGGCCUAGGUUCGUAUUCUGCUUGCUGCCUCAACAUAAUGCUGGCAACACAGAAAUUAUUCCGGGUUCGGCAUCGACAGGAGAAAAUAUUUUAAACGUUCCCCUUCUUCGAUCGCAGAUCAGGGGAUGCGAAAUACUUCCCGUCGUUAGAAUAUUUAAAUUAGGAUUUCCAGAAUAUUUUCCACACGGAGAAUUCAAAAGACGAUUUCGUCUCCUUGCACCCGGAUGCGGAGGAUCUUCCGGACACGCCGUCGAAGAAAUGCUCAUGCUUAUGGACGUCGAUGUAACGAGUUAUCGGAUAGGCGUCACUCAGGUAUUUUUUCGAGCGGGUGUUUUGGCACAAUUGGAAUCGCAAAGAGAUGAAAAACUCGCGGAUUUAAUAAUAAGAUUUCAAUCGCGAUGCCGUGGUUACAUAGCGAGAAAAAAAUUAGCAAAAUUAAAGAUUCAAGAUUUAGCCGUUAGAUGCAUUCAGAGAAACGUUAGAAAACUCAUGCAAGUGAGAGAAUGGCCCUGGUGGAGACUUUACGUCAAGGUCACGCCGAUAUUAAACGUUCACAGAACGGAAGAAGAGCUAACGGCCAAAGUUCAAGAACUCGAAACGGUCAAAAGUCUUUUGGAAAAAGUCGAAUCGGAAAGAAAUCAACUCAAAUUGGAAAAUGACAAGUUGGAAACAAAGUUAAGCGAAAUGACGAUGGAUUUAUCAGAAGAACGCACAGCUGGAGCCUUGCAAGCAGAAAGAUUGGAAGCGGAAACGGCGGAAAGGGUUCGACUGGAACAAGAAUUGUCUCAGAUACAAAACGAAAAGAAAAAUCUACAGCAAGCGUCGGAAAGACUGGAAAUGGAACUUUUUUACGCUCGAGCGGAUGUUAACGGUUUGUCCGAAAGCGAGGGAGAUUUGGAAGAUGGCGGCGGCGAUGCUGCACUCUAUAAAAAUAAAUGCGAAAGAACAAUGAGAGAAUUAGAAUUUACGAGGAGGAGACUCCAGCAACAGCACGAAGAUGAUUUGGAACAAUUGGUGGGGCUGAAAAAACAAUUGGAGAAAAAGUUGGCGGAUGCUUACGAAGAAGUCGAAGAACAGCGACAGGUUGCCGGUCAGUGGAAGAGAAAAGUACAAAAACUUCAAUCGGAAAUGAACGAUUUGAGGUUGUUGUUGGAAGAGCAAAGUUCGAGGAACAAUCUAUUGGAAAAAAAACAAAGAAAGUUCGAUUCUGAAAUUCAAUUGUUACAAGAAGAAUUAAGGUCGGAGAAAAAUCAAAAAGAAAGGUUAUCGAGGGAAAAAGAAAUGGCGUACGCGGAAAAAUAUUCGAUGGAACAAAAUCUUAGCUCGUUUCGAUUGGAACUGGAGCUCAAAGAUGAAAAACUGCUUUCCCUGACGCAAGAACUGGAAGAAUUUUCCCGGGGCGGCGGUAGCGAACAAGAAAUAACACAACUUCGUAAAGCCAAACACGAUUUGGAAAUCAAAUUGAAAGAACAGGAGGAAGAAUUGGACGAAUUGGCGGGUCAGGUAUCCAUGCUCGAAGGUAACAAACUCCGACUGGAAAUGUCUCUGGAAUCCCUGCGAAAGGAACACAGGCGGGAAAUAGCUCAGAGAGAUGACGAACUCGACGAAUCCCGAUCGAACACUCAAAAAAAAAUCAAAGUUUUAGAAGCUCAAUUGGAGAGCGAACACGAGGAAAGAACGCUUCUCGUACGUGAAAAACACGAGCUCGAAAGGAGGUUGGCUGAUGCCGAGGAGAGAGGAAGACACAACAAAGCCGCAGACGAAGAUGCUUUGCUGAGAGCGAGAAGAGAUUUGAAAAAGACAAAAGCGCUCCUGAGGGAUGCGCAAAUAAUGUUGGAGAGAGCGAAACAGGAUUCGCCGAGCAAGGCCGCACUUCGCGCGUUGAAAAAUCAGUUGGAAGAUGUUGAAUUAGCUCGAGCAUCCGCGGUCAAAGCCAAACAAUCUCUGGAUUCGGAAUUAAACGAAGUUAACGGUUUGCUAGAGGAAGCCAUCAGAGCCAAGGGUGAUGCUGAAAAUCGUUGUCAAGCCGCAUUACGUGAAACGAACGCACUAAGAAUGCAAGUCGAAGAAAACGAAGAAGAAUUAGCAGAACUGUUGAAGAAAUAUCGUCAAAUCGUUCAGCAACUUUCCGCGGAACAAUUGGCUAAUCAAGAAACGGCGGGAGCAUUGGCGGAAGCGGAAGUCGAAAGAGCAUCACUAAAAGAACAAUUAGCCGAACUUAGUGCGAGAUUAGAAGCGAACGCCGUAUUAGAUCCGUUAAGCGGAUUAGCACAAAAGAAACUCGAGAUUAGAAUAAAAGAAUUAGAAAGUAGAUUAGAUUUGGAGCAGACGACGAGAGGUCGUUUGGAGGUUCAAAUCACAAGACUUAAAGAAAACGUAGAAAGGUUAAAUGAGGACUGCAUACAAGCUAGAACCAAAGAACAAGGAGCGACGGAUACCGCGAGAAAACUACAGAGAACCCUGAGGGAAACGAAAGAAGAAUUGGCUAAACAUCAGGCGAAAGAACAGGAAGCUUUGCACAAGAGGAAGGAGUUGGAAAAGCGGUUGGAAACUGCUGAACAAGAAGCAUUCACCGCAAGAACUGAUUUGAGACUCGCUGUUAAAAGAAUCGAAGAUUUACAAUCUGCCAUAUCCGGUGAAAUCGGAAGCGAUUCGGAAAGAAGCGAAAGUGACGAAGAUGAUAGCGGAGACGAUUCUCUUAUUUCUCACGUUGCCAGCACUAAAUGA